UGCAUGCUGACGUUACCGUUUUCAACAACAGAGAUCAAUGAAUUGUAUAACUUAAAAGGAACUGAUGAUGAAUUUUUAAAGGCAUUCGAAGCUGUAAUUCCAGAAGUAUUAUCCAGUGCUGAAUGGUUGCCGGAAACUUACAAGAGCAUGAUUAGAGCCGAAGUUGAGUUGGCUGGCAGUAAAGAAUACUUACGAAACAUGAGAGUUCAGAAUACUUUGUACAAAGGAAAAGACGGUUGUGCGAUAGCAGCGGGUAUUAAUAAUUCAGAAAAUAAUGAAACAGGAUGUAGUUUUAUCGUAGAGAAUGUUGAUAAAACUUGUUUUACAGCUGAACAGCUUGCAGUGUACGAAACUGUUGAGUCAUACCUACAUCGAUGGUUGCAACAUCGAAGAAAAGUUGCAAAUGGAGAGAAAUGUGACGAUUUAGAGCCGUUUCGCAUCUUUGUGCAAGGAUCGGCUGGCUGCGGAAAAACUUACCUUAUAAAAUCAAUAAUAAAAUUGGUCAGAAAUUUUUGCAUUGCGGAAAAAGGAAUAGUAUCGACAGCACGAUACCAUGGUGGUUGCUUAGUUGCUGCGCCCACCGGCUGUGCAGCCCAUAAUAUCGGUGGUUCAACGCUACAUGAUUUGUUCGGAUUGGACGUGCAAGACGGUGCCUUUCAAGGGUAUCGGGUUUCGACUGGUCAGAAGUUAAACAAUCUGCGUGGUAAACUAAACGGUGCGAUAAUGUUAAUUGUUGAUGAGAUAUCAAUGGUAGGAAGGAAGUUGUUUUAUCAAGUCAGUCAGCGGUUGAACGAAGUCAAAGAUACCGUUCAAAAAAAAGGCUCAUUUUUUGGAAACCUACCGGUAAUUCUUUUCGGUGAUUUAUUCCAGCUGCGGCCUGUCCAGGCAAAAUUUAUUUUUGAAAAUUGCGGGGAACUAGUAGAUUUGUGGAAGCUUUUCUCGCCGGUUUUCUUUAAAAUCAAUAUGAGGCAGCUAUCGGAUGACGGCUUUAGAGAAGGGCUUGAAUCCUUGCGAAAGGGCUUGCUAACAGUUGAGUUCGAUAAACUUUUAAGGAGUAGGUGCCUGAACCCAUCAGUAAAUCCUGAUGGGUACGUUGACGUGAAAAGAGAAUAUGAAGAGAGGUUUAAGGACACUAUUCAUCUUUUUUACCGCGUCAAAUGUACUCAAAAAUUUAAUUUUACCUCGCUAGUGCAAUUAGCAAAGAGUGCUAGCACGCCUGUUUUCGAAAUAAAAGCAACGGAUACCGAAGAUUUGGACCACAUUAAAAGAAAGAGUGUAAAGAAAGCUUUGAAACCGUCAAAAGAUGCUAAAAGUACGGGUGGACUAAAUGAGCACCUGCAUGUUGCAAAGGGUUGCAGGGUUAUGUUGACGCAAAAUAUUGAUGUCAACAGCGGUUUGGUAAAUGGAGCAAGAGGUACUUUGCUCGAAAUGUUGUGGUUUCGAGAAGAAACGGGAACCGACGAAACCACUCCUGAAAUACAUGACUGUUUGUAUCCUGACUGUUGCAGACCAGAUACAGUUCGAGUCAAAAUGCCCAGUAGAAUGAAAAUUCUAUUUGACGGAAAUACAGAACCAUCCAUUAUUCUACCAGUCACUUCAUAUUUUUUUGAUUUAAAUAAGGUUGCGAUGCGGAGAACGCAGUUUCCGGUAAUUUUGUCUUACGCUAUGACUAUUCAUAAAUCUCAAGGCGCAACAAUUUUGACUGGGUCAAUAGAUUUAAAUUUCGGCAAGUGUAGGCCGCAGGGUGGGUUUUAUGUCGCUUUAUCGCGCUUUCCUAGCGCAUCGGCGUUUGUAUUAUUGGAUUACACUCCUGAAUCUUUUGCGUUUUCAAAAUCAGCAUUAACUGAAAUUCAACGGUUAGAAGCAUAUGGAAUUCAGUCAACGACUUAGAUAAAAUAAUUUUGUGAAGCACACGAAAUUUUGAAGUUCAGUUGCUAUUUCGU
Molecule: messenger RNA, 1943 nt
Organism: Paramacrobiotus metropolitanus
Lineage: Eukaryota; Metazoa; Tardigrada; Eutardigrada; Parachela; Macrobiotidae
Product: ATP-dependent DNA helicase PIF1-like
Exons: 1
Coding region: 4-1890 (628 amino acids)
Biological process (GO): telomere maintenance; DNA repair
Molecular function (GO): DNA helicase activity
Source: RefSeq, a predicted model, not a curated record